This is a messenger RNA of Ylistrum balloti, 3570 nucleotides long. Its product is annotated as tubulin gamma-1 chain. Gene Ontology annotation, molecular function: GTP binding; structural constituent of cytoskeleton. Gene Ontology annotation, cellular component: centrosome; spindle; nucleus. Lineage: Eukaryota; Metazoa; Mollusca; Bivalvia; Pectinida; Pectinidae. Bases 77 to 1450 code for a protein of 457 amino acids. Gene Ontology annotation, biological process: meiotic spindle organization; mitotic sister chromatid segregation; mitotic spindle organization. The transcript is spliced from 12 exons. The record is from RefSeq and is a predicted model, not a curated record.
GCAGUAUCAACAAGUUUUUGUAUUGGGAUUCUAGAAAGAAUGUGACGCUGUGACGGAAUAACAAGAAAUUGUCACGAUGCCACGCGAAAUCAUCACCCUCCAACUUGGACAAUGUGGCAACCAAAUUGGCAUGGAGUUCUGGAAGCAGCUCUGCUCAGAACAUGGCAUCAGUCCAGAGGGUAUUUUAGAAGAAUAUGCUACAGAAGGAACUGAUAGAAAAGAUGUUUUCUUUUAUCAGGCUGAUGAUGAACACUACAUUCCCAGAGCUGUCUUAUUGGACCUUGAACCCAGGGUCAUCAACACUAUCAUGAACUCGCCAUAUGCCAACUUAUACAACCCAGAAAAUGUGUACCUGUCUAAACAUGGAGGAGGUGCUGGUAAUAACUGGGCCAGUGGCUAUGCCCAGGCAGAGAAAUUGUAUGAAGAAAUCUUUGACAUCAUUGACCGGGAGGCUGAUGGCAGCGAUAGUUUAGAGGGAUUUGUAGUUUGUCAUUCAAUAGCUGGCGGUACUGGAUCAGGUAUGGGGUCCUACCUACUGGAGAAACUUAAUGACAGAUUUCCAAAGAAACUUAUACAGACAUACUCUGUGUUCCCCAACAUGGAUGAGAUCUCUGAUGUGGUGGUUCAACCAUACAAUUCUAUCUUGACCUUGAAGCGUCUCACACAAAAUGCUGACUGUGUGGUAGUUUUAGACAACACAGCAUUACAUAGGAUAGCAGCUGAUAGGCUCCACAUAGAUACACCGUCCUUUGCCCAAAUUAAUCAGCUGGUAUCAACAGUUAUGUCCACAAGUACAACUACACUGCGAUAUCCAGGAUACAUGAAUAAUGAUCUGAUUGGCCUGAUUGCCUCUUUAAUACCAACACCACGUCUGCACUACCUGAUGACAGGAUACACACCUCUCACCACAAACUCACAGGUUGCUAGUGUUCGAAAGACAACUGUACUGGAUGUGAUGAGACGAUUGUUACAGCCCAAAAACAUGAUGGUAUCAACACACGUUCAUCGUCAAGCUAGCCAUUGCUACAUAUCUAUCCUCAACAUCAUACAGGGCGAGGUUGACCCAACACAGGUGCACAAGAGUUUACAGCGAAUCAGGGAGCGGAAGCUAGCUCAGUUUAUCCCAUGGGGACCGGCCAGUAUCCAAGUGGCUCUCUCAAGAAAAUCUCCAUAUACACAGACAGCUCACAGAGUCAGCGGACUCAUGCUAGCUAAUCAUACAAGUAUUUCCUCAUUGUUUGAAAGGACUCUAAGACAGUAUGAUAAACUCAAAAAACGUGAAGCUUUUAUGGACCAGUUUAAGAAGGAAUCAAUUUUUAAAGACAAUUUAGACGAGUUUGAUAAUUCAAGGGAGGUAAUUCAACAACUUGUGGAAGAGUAUGAGGCUGCAACUAGACCUGACUAUCUUUCAUGGGGAACACAACAGGCACCUGCUGCUGAAAGAAUAUAACAGACAAAUUCUCCAAAUUGUCUGCAUGGCAGUGAAGUCUGGCAUUAUGAAGUGAAAAGACACAUUUUAUUGAAGAGAAUGUAUCAAAUGAUUUGCAGAAUCUCCAUGUGCUAAUUUAUAUAUCUGAGAUUGAAGGUGGAUAAUACAUGGACUAGUGACGAAAUGUCUCUUGAGCUGUGCCUUGACUAUUGUACAAAAGUUCACUUGUGAUUUAGCGAAGUAUCUCACAUGUUUAUAUAACAUGUAUACAGUAAACAUGUUUAAAGUGUCACUGAUGAAAAAACAAAAAAAUUCUAAUGUCGCAAUGUUCUGUGAUUUCAUGCCUCAAAUGUUGUAUUGAAAAUUCCUGCUACAUGGAGAUUUUUGCUCCGUAAAUGGUGUUUUUGAUAUCAAUGUUUGAAUUGUAAAUGACAUGAUAUGGAUAGAUGCUGAAAAUCAUGAUAAUCAGCUAAAAUGAUGACGACAGCUAUGUAUAAAGUAUUGACUUCUUGUAAAAUUUCUUAGAACUUUAAUAAUUUCUGAAUAUGCUUAAGUUGUAAACAUGGUAGAACCCACACUUACAAAAUAAUGAAAAUUAAUGGCAAUAUCAAAAUGCAGAAUGAUCAGUUCAUGUUUAUAUCGUAGUUCAUUUUAAUGUUUGAUUAAACAUUCGGUUUAACUUUCGUCCUUUUACAAUUUGAACAUCAGAUCAAAAGAUAACCAAAAAACUUUUUGUGUGUGUAAUAGCUGUAUGAUGAUACAUUGUUUGAGAAACUUAAAAAUACAUGUAUACAUACUUUAAUUCUUCAAGCUUAAAGGAACUUUUUAUUUCAGCAUGAUAGACAUUUGUAGUCAUUCAUUUUAUGAAUGUAUAUUAAAUGCCCUCUAUUUUUCUGGUCACAAACAAUGCUUGCUUUGAAGAAAAUGACUGUUGUAUAGUCCUUUUUAACAUUUAAUCAAGUGACCAAUUACAUUAUAUGCUGAUGUAAAUAAUAAUUAUUCAUCAAAUUUAAAGGCGGUUGAUCCUUUAUGUAGGACUGCAUCAGAUCUGUUAAAAGUGGGAUACACUCAUUUCAAAUGUAUAGUAACAUAAUUCUACAAUAAUAACUUUCACCCUAGAACAUAGUUCACAGACAGUAUAACAUUCAUGCAUGUCCUUCGAUUACAUUAUAAAGAAGCACUGUACUCAGACUUUGAUGGUAAUCAUAUCCUGUAGAUAAUAACCGUAUUUAUCUUCAAUGUGAUUUUCAAGACAAUUGUUCAGAGAUCCUACUGAUAAAGAACACAUAUUUUUCAGAGCAGAAGUGAGUGGCACACUGGUAUUGUAAAUUAGACUUGAUUGUUACGUUUUAGAAAGAUUUUUGUCAGUUUGAUGCAAAUAUAUAAAAAGAUGUUAAACAGUUUUCAAAAUUACUGUUUGCAAAACUUUAAAAAGAAAUAGAGGAGGGGAAGAGAACUAAUAUUAAAUGCUUAGAUAUGAGAUUGUGUGAUGACAACUUAUUGACAAUGUUAAUACCAGUAUGCACAGUACCGUUUGUUACAAACUUGUAAUAGGUUUUAUGGUUAAGUUUUGCAGAAAUAUUCUAUUCUAUCUAACAGUUAUCAUAGCUAAGUUAGUGCUUUUUAUACACAAAUGUGUUGCUUUAAAGUGCUGCAUGUAUUUCAUAUGGAAUCACUAUUUUUCUGUAUGUUGAUGAAUAUUGAAGCUUGAUUAUCAUGAUGGAUUUUAUAUAACCAAGGUAUGUGAAAAUAUCUACACAGGUAUACACAUUGUAUUAAGGUUUCUAUGUCAUUACGUACAGUGCAAUUUACCACCAUAUUGUACAUCUCAUGUUCUCUUUCGUUUUUUGAGAAUUUAUUUAAGUUAUGUAAAUACCAACUUGAAUCUUUUCAUCACCCUUAACAGAUAUGUGUAAUAAUUCUAAAGAUGGAGUUGGUUGUAUGUUUCUUUCAACAUAAAGUCAAAAUAAACUUCAAAAAACCAUAUCAGCAUUUGAUUCUAUUGUUUAUUGAGGUAAUGCAAUCCUUAAAUACUUCGAUGUUUUGCUUCGUGUUAAACCUGGUUAUCGGAUGGGUUUAGUUUUAUAUUGGACUCGUACAGACUGAAUUAUAAAGAAAUAAUUAAAGUUAACUCAAAAUUA